AUGGCAGCUGCUCAAAAAACAUCUGCAUCGCCCACAACCACCCUGGAGUAUCCCAUCCACGUGGGAAGUCAGAUCCACUCCCAACUUGGAGGAUGCUGUGGCGAGCUGGUGUGGGUGGGGGAGCCCGUCGUCUUUGGCCGGGCAGAGUCCAUUGCGGGCAAGUAUGGCGUGUGGAUGAAGGACCCUGAGCCCGUGCCCCCCUUCACGCGGGAGACCACCUGGCGCGUGGACGCAGUGGGCACGGAGGUCCGUCAGCUCUUCCAGUAUGAGGCGGCCGAGCAGCUGGCCCGGGGCUACCCUGCCAAGGUGCACAUCCUGCCGCGGCCUCUGGAGAGCACGGGGGCUGUCGUCUACCGUGGCGGGCUCUUCUUCCAGCCCCGCCGCUCCCGCGCCGUGGCCCGCUAUGACCUGCGGGGAGAGGCCGUUACGGCCGAGAGGGAGAUCCCCGGCGCCGGCUACCACGGGCAGUACCCCUACUCCUGGGGGGGCUACACUGACAUCGACCUGGCGGUGGAUGAGACAGGGCUCUGGGUGAUCUACAGCACCGAGAAGGCCAGGGGGGCGAUUGUCCUCUCCAAACUGGACCCUGAGACGCUGGAGAUCCGGCAGACCUGGGAGACCAACAUCCGCAAGCGGGGGGUGGCCAACUCCUUUGUCAUCUGCGGCACUCUCUACACUGUCAGCAGUUACUCGGCGCCCAAUGCCACCAUCAACUUCGCCUAUGACACGGCCACCAGCACUAGCCGGGCCCUCAGCAUCCCCUUUGAGAACCGCUUCCGCUACCUCAGCAUGGUGGACUACAACCCUGCGGAGCGGCAGCUCUUUGCCUGGGACAGCUUCAACAUGGUCACCUACCCUGCCUGCCUCUCCCAGGCGUGA
Messenger RNA from Charadrius vociferus (killdeer), 879 nucleotides. RefSeq names its product myocilin, trabecular meshwork inducible glucocorticoid response (gene MYOC). The record is from RefSeq and is a predicted model, not a curated record. Gene Ontology annotation, biological process: osteoblast differentiation; signal transduction. The coding region runs from base 1 to 879 and encodes 292 amino acids. Gene Ontology annotation, cellular component: Golgi apparatus. The transcript is spliced from 2 exons. NCBI's taxonomy places the organism in Eukaryota, Metazoa, Chordata, Aves, Charadriiformes, Charadriidae.